This is a messenger RNA of Strongylocentrotus purpuratus (purple sea urchin), 756 nucleotides long. RefSeq names its product protein amalgam-like. Bases 1 to 756 code for a protein of 251 amino acids. Gene Ontology annotation, molecular function: cell adhesion molecule binding. The transcript is spliced from 3 exons. The record is from RefSeq and is a predicted model, not a curated record. Gene Ontology annotation, cellular component: cell-cell junction. Lineage: Eukaryota; Metazoa; Echinodermata; Echinoidea; Camarodonta; Strongylocentrotidae. Gene Ontology annotation, biological process: cell-cell adhesion.
AUGAAUUAUAACUUGACAGUUCCACCUCGGGGUUUGUUCAUCCACGACCUAUCUCAACGGUUUCGCCUGGAGGACGGGUCAACCCUGACGACACAAGACAAAGAACGAGUUCGGUUGAGUUGCUCUCUGGCGAACCCAACAAAACCUCAGUCUAACCUUCACUGGCAGACCAACGGCAAAGAGGGCGUACUUCACGAACAAGUCACUGCGCGAGAAGAGGGCCUUUAUAUGAGUCACGUCCAGCUUGAUUUGGUGAUUCGGCGUUCUGACCAUGAGAAAGAGAUAGUUUGCAGCGCCUCCCAGGAAGGUUAUCCGCUUCUUACCAGGACAGGUCUCAUCAUUGAUGUUCAAGAUAACCCUACGAAUGUUGAGAUAUAUCGCCAUACUAAGGGCGCCCUCACAGAGCACGCCAUCAACAUUUCUAUCCCAUGUCGCGCCGAUGGAUACCCGCCACCCAGUGUCUAUUGGGCAAAAGAUGACGCCACCACUUCUCCUGGGGGAGGUAUUGAGACCUUUGAAUCUACCCCAGGGAAGGGGUCAUCAACUCUCUUCUUUCGGAAACUCAAUCGCGACCAUUCUGGAAUCUACAGCUGUUAUGCAGAUAACGGGAUUCCUCCUAGUGCAAAGGCGCUUACUGAGAUCAUUGUGAAUCCACUCAUGUCUGUCAGACUGGACACUCUUGGUGUUCCACAUGACUACUAUAACGGUGCUCUACCUAUCAAUGAUUUAAUUCCUGCCAGGUACCCAUCAACCUGA